Aspergillus steynii IBT 23096 is the source of this 4422-nucleotide messenger RNA. RefSeq names its product pleiotropic drug resistance family ABC transporter. The transcript has 9 exons. The record is from RefSeq and is a predicted model, not a curated record. Lineage: Eukaryota; Fungi; Ascomycota; Eurotiomycetes; Eurotiales; Aspergillaceae. Gene Ontology annotation, cellular component: membrane. Bases 4 to 4284 code for a protein of 1426 amino acids. Gene Ontology annotation, molecular function: ATP hydrolysis activity; ATP binding; ABC-type transporter activity. Gene Ontology annotation, biological process: transmembrane transport.
GAUAUGGAAGAGGAAGUUGAGCAGAUGGUGCGACACCUUACCCGCCAUUCCACUCGUUUCUCCACCACCGGCGCGAAGAAUCCCUUCUUUGAGGAAGACAAGGAAUCAACAUGGCACCCGGAUAGUCCAUUUUUCAAGACGAAGGAUUGGAUCAGAUCUCUUUUGGCCGCACAGUCGCGUGAUCCAGAACGGUUCCGUCAGCGUAGUGCUGGCGUAGCAUUCAAAGACCUCCAUGUCCACGGUUUUGGCAGUCCAACUGAUUAUCAGAAAGAUGUGUUCAACUCGAUCCUGGGUGUGGGAGGUCUUGUGCGGCAGGCUAUGGGUAAUGGUCUUCAAAAGGUUCAAAUUUUGAAUGACUUCAACGGAAUGGUCAGGAGCGGUGAAAUGCUCCUGGUUUUAGGUCGUCCUGGAAGUGGUUGCUCGACGCUUCUCAAGACAAUUGCUGGUGAAAUGAAUGGAAUCUAUGUCCAUGAAAACAGUUACAUGAAUUACCAAGGUAUAUCUGCCAAAGACAUGCAAAAAAGGUUUCGCGGCGAGGCCAUAUUCAGCGCUGAAAACGACGUCCACUUCCCACAACUUUCAGUUGGAGACACUUUGACAUUCGCUGCUCAGGCGCGGGCCCCACGCACUCGGUUUCCCGGGUUGAGCCGCAAGGAAUAUGCAAACCAUGUUCGCGAUGUGGUCAUGACAAUGCUGGGAUUACGGCAUACCUUUAAUACACGAGUAGGCAAUGACUUCGUCCGAGGUGUCAGUGGUGGCGAGCGCAAACGAGUGAGCAUUGCGGAGGCCAUCCUCAGUGGUGCGCCACUUCAGUGCUGGGACAACAGCACCCGGGGACUGGACAGUGCCAACGCAUUGGAAUUUUGCAAGAAUCUGCAAUUGAUGAGCAAAUACGCCGGCACAACUGCCUGUGUUGCGAUAUAUCAAGCCUCUCAGAACGCAUACGAUGUCUUUGAUAAAGUUGUUGUACUCUAUGAAGGCCAUCAGAUCUACUUUGGUCCGACCAACGAAGCACGGCAGUUUUUUACUGAUAUGGGAUUUGACUGCCCGCAGAGACAGACCACUGCGGACUUUCUUACUUCAUUGACCAGUCCAAGCGAGCGAAGAGUGAAGCCUGGAUAUGAGGACAAAGUGCCUCGGACCCCGAUGGAGUUUGCAUCACGGUGGAAGAGCAGCCUGGAAUUUGGCAGGCUUUUACAGGAAAUUGAAGCAUUUGAUCAGGAAUAUCCUAUUGGAGGACAUUCCUUUACCGAGUUUGGAGAGGCACGUCGAUUGAUGCAGUCAAAGCAACAGCGUGCCAAAUCUCCCUACACACUAUCCGUAAUUGAACAGGUGAACCUGUGUCUAGUACGCGGCUUUCAGCGCCUUAAGGGUGAUGCCAGCUUGACCACGACUGCCAUCUUCGGGAAUUUUAUAAUCUCUCUGAUUCUAGGAAGUGUGUUUUAUGAUAUGCCUUCAGACACAUCCAGCUUCUAUUCUCGUGGAGUCCUUCUUUUCUACGCGGUAUUAAUGAGCGCAUUUAGUAGUGCACUCGAGAUUUUGACCCUCUACGCUCAACGUCCCAUUGUGGAAAAGCAAGCACGAUAUGCGUUUUACCAUCCAUUUGCAGAGGCCAUCGCAUCCAUGCUUUGCGAUCUUCCGUAUAAAAUCACCAAUUCAGUGACGUUCAAUCUACCUCUUUAUUUCUUGUCUCACUUGCGUCGAGAGCCGGGGCCUUUCUUUAUUUUUUGGCUUUUCUCUAUAGUGACGACAUUGACCAUGUCAAUGAUCUUUCGGUCCAUUGGCGCUGGCUCACGGUCAUUGGCCCAAGCCCUCGUGCCAGCGGCGAUACUCAUCCUGGGUCUAGUUAUUUAUACAGGCUUCAUCAUCCCAACACGUGAUAUGUUGGGCUGGUCAAGAUGGAUGAAUUACAUUGAUCCAAUUGCUUACGCCUUUGAAAGCUUUAUGGUCAAUGAGUUCGAUGGUCGAGAUUUUCCCUGCCUUUCAUUCAUUCCUUCAGGCCCGGGCUUUGAAAACAUCGAUCCUACCUAUCAAACCUGCAGCGCAGUUUCCUCUUCCCCAGGAUUACGGAGCAUCAGUGGAACUUCGUAUGUUGAGACAACGUACCAAUACACUCGUUCUCACUUAUGGCGGAAUCUCGGAAUUAUGAUCGGGUUCAUGGUUUUCUUCAUGUUCGUUUAUCUACUAGCCACUGAGCUUGUUUCUGAGGCUUUGUCGAAAGGGGAAGUCCUCAUAUUUCGCCGAGGUCAUCAGCCGAAAAAUACUCAAGAUACGGAGACGCCGUUAGACACGGGCUACAAAGAAGAUAGUCCGAUGGAAAGUUCUGCUAACAUACAACGACAAACCGCAAUCUUCCAAUGGCAGGAUUUGUGCUACGACAUCAAAAUCAAAGGGGAACCACGUCGGAUUUUGGAUAAUGUCAAUGGAUGGGUCAAACCUGGCACAGCCACGGCAUUGAUGGGUGUGUCUGGUGCGGGAAAGACAACAUUACUCGACGUACUUGCCACCAGAGUGACCAUGGGUGUUGUUUCCGGCGAGGUCUUGGUUAACGGCCAGCCACGUGACGAUUCAUUUCAGCGGAAAACUGGCUACGUUCAGCAACAGGAUGCCCAUUUACAAACCUCAACAGUUCGUGAAGCACUUCGGUUUAGUGCUCUGCUCAGACAGCCAGCACAUGUCAGCCGGCAAGAAAAAUUGGAUUACGUUGAAGAAGUGCUUGAUCUGCUUGGUAUGCAAUCUUAUGCAGAUGCGGUGGUUGGUGUUCCAGGAGAAGGUCUCAAUGUUGAGCAACGAAAGCGUUUAACAAUCGGUGUUGAACUAGCUGCCAAGCCGCAAUUACUACUUUUCCUCGAUGAACCAACGUCUGGACUAGAUAGUCAGACCUCGUGGUCAGUUCUAGACCUCAUCGAAACACUUACAAAACACGGGCAGGCCAUUCUCUGCACAAUUCAUCAGCCCUCCGCAAUGCUAUUUCAAAGGUUCGAUCGCCUCCUGUUUUUAGCAAAAGGAGGUAAAACUGUCUACUUCGGAGAGAUUGGCGAAAACUCUUCAACCCUCGCAAACUACUUCAUUUCAAACGGCGGCCAUGCGCUUUCGGCAGGCGAGAACCCUGCAGAAUGGAUGCUUGACGUUAUUGGGGCCGCCCCCGGUUCCCAUAGUGAAAUCGACUGGCCGGAAGUCUGGAAGAAUAGUCCCGAAAAGCAAGCUGUGUGUGAACAUCUGUCCGAAUUAAAAUCGACCCUAUCCCAGCGGCCCAAGGAAUCAAGCUCUCAGGAUGAUUACCGGGAAUUUGCCGCACCGACUUCCGUCCAAUUAAAGGAAUGUCUCUCUCGGGUUUUCUCGCAGUACUGGCGCACCCCGUCAUACAUCUAUUCCAAGCUUGUGUUGUCCAUCCUGACCGCGCUAUACAAUGGUUUUUCAUUCUUCAAAGCCAAAAACACACAGCAAGGCCUGCAGAACCAGAUGUUUAGCAUUUUCAUGCUGAUGACUAUCUUCGGCAAUUUAGUACAACAGAUCAUGCCAAACUUCAUCAUUCAGCGAUCGAUCUAUGAAGUACGCGAACGUCCCUCUAAGAUGUACUCCUGGCGUGUUUUCAUGGCUGCCAACAUUCUAGUGGAACUGCCGUGGAACUUGCUCGUGGCCAUAUUGAUGUACGUUUGUUGGUAUUAUCCGGUUGGACUGUAUCAGAAUGCCGAGCCAACAAACGCGGUUCAUGAACGGGGAGCCCUCAUGUUCCUGUUCCUGCUUACCUUCUUGUGGUUUACAUCUACCUUCGCACACAUGGUCAUCGCAGGUGUCGAGAACGCGGAAACAGGAGGCAACAUUGCGAAUCUUAUCUUUGUGCUUCUCCUUCUAUUUUGCGGUGUUGUCGCCACUCCCGAAGCUAUGCCCGGAUUUUGGAUCUUCAUGUAUCGCCUUUCGCCAUUCACUUACCUGGUUUCUGGAAUGUUAUCCACCGCGGUCAGCGGCGCAGAGGUCACAUGCGACUCUAUCGAAACGUUGACGGUCAAUCCACCUUCUAAUCAAACAUGCUACGAAUAUCUCGGUGCAUUUGCUGCAGCUAGUGGAGGGCGCGUUCAGAAUCCGAAUGCAACAAGCGAGUGUGCAUACUGCGCCAUGUCGGGGACGGAUACUUUCCUAGCAUCCAUUAGCAGUUACUGGGGGGAUGCAUGGCGGAACUUUGGUCUGAUGUGGGUUUACAUCGCCUUUAACAUCGUGGCUGCAAUUGGCGUAUACUGGCUAGCGCGGGUGCCCAAGGGGAGCAAGAAUAAAGGCAGUGUUUGAUUGUCAAUCACCAGGAACAGCAUUCCGCCGUAUGGAAGGCAUAGGGCUAUACUAGGAAAUAUGUGAGUGGCUUUGCUCGUCUUAGCAGUUCGUUCUUUCUUCCGAUUUUCCUUUUCUUUCUUUCAUUCCUUUCCUUCU